AAUAAAGUGAUUCCAUUCACAUGGGGAAAAGAGAUGCUGUAGAUGAAAACUUGGAAUGUGAUGCAGAGGAGUUCCUGGUCUCCCUGACUUUAUUGAUUGCAGAAGGUCGAACUCCAGAAUGUUCAUUGAAAGGUCGAACUGAAGGAUUUCACUGUCCUCCUGCUCAGUCAAGCCAGGUGGUGUCUGCAAAACAUGAGUGCAGUGACAAGCUUCCACAGUGUCUUCAAGCCAGAAAGACGAGGUCUGAUGUUAUAUUGCUAUGGAGGAAUAAUAUUCCCAUCAUGGUGGAGGUGAUGCUGCUUCCUGAUUGCUGCUACAGUGAUGAUGGGCCUACAUCAGAGAGCAGUGAUAUUAAUGAUCCUGCAUUCAAACAGGAUGCAUUGUUGCUGGAAAGAUGGAUUCUGGAGCCAGUUCCAAGACAAAGUGGAGAUCGUUUUAUUGAUGAGAAGACUCUACUUCUGGCUGUUCGCUCUUAUGUGUUCUUUUCCCAGCUGAGUGCAUGGCUGAGUGCCUCACAUGGUACUGUUCCACGCAAUAUUAUAUACAGAGUAAGUGCAGCAGAUGAAGAGCCUCUUUGGAAAUUUACACAGACUCCAACAGAACACGUCUUUCCAGUCCCUAAUAUUUCUUCAAAUGUAGCACUGAAGGUCACCGUCCAGUCCCUUCCAAGACAGCCAAGUUACCCUGUAUUGAACUGUAGUAUUCACACAAGCAUUAGUUUGUUUGGAAAGCAGAUCCAAGAUGUUCGCCAUGCUUGUAACUCUGUUAGGGCAGAGCUAUACAAAUCACAUAGCCCACCAUGGUUGGCUGCCAAGCAAACUCUGGGUCAUCUUUGUGAAAACCCAGUAUACACAAGAAAGUACCCACCUCCUGAGGAUGCUCCUUUGAAAACAUUAUGCUUGUAUCCAAAACUCAGCAAAGAGUCUGAAGUUAAACAUUCACAUGACAAGUGCUUUACAUUAGCUGUUAACGAUACCUACAGAACACAUUCACAGGAACAAGGGGUUAAAACACUGAAGUCACUUUCUUUAACUGAUUCACAUGCUUCUGUCUGUCAGUGUUACCGGGUGUCUGCAGGAGAAACCAGUCCUUUAAUAGGUUCACUGCUGAGAGAUCGACAAGAAGUUAUAGCACGAAUUGCCCAAAAUCUGAAUUACUGUGAUCCAGGUGUUCCACAUGUCGCUGGGCACCCUUUCAAUGCAUAUGAAGCAGAAGUAAUCGAUUCAAAGGGCUUUGUGGGCUUGCAUGAAGAAGAUUGCUCAGUAAAGAAGUGCAAGGAGUCACUUUUAGGUCCUGCUGUGAGGAGAGAGAGUUUUCUUGAAAAAGAUCCUGAAGGAAAGGCCAAGUUCAGUGGUACACCUUGCAGUUUUCAGAGAAAGGAUGACCAUGACAGAGAACUUCAUUCUCAAAUACGAAGAAAACUGUUCCUUUCAGAUUCUAAGGACAUUAGUAAUUUAGAAGCCAUUCAUGACUUUUCAGAACACACAGAAGUAUGUCAGCACAAUCAGAAGUGUUCUACUGUAGUCAGUAGUACAUGUUCAGCACCUUCCUCAAAAAGUACAGUAGGUUCAACAAAGGGAGCUGACUUGUUAAAAAGUUGUUGUGAACAAAAAGAUCAAACACAAUGCACAGAAAGAACUAAACAGUGCUCUAAAGAAAGCACUGAAAAACAAGCCUAUGUAAACAGUAGAUGCAAAAGCAAAAUGAUCUCAUGUGAAAGCAGUAUUACAGACUGUGUUUUCAGCAGUCAUCUUGGCAAAAUAAAAAAAACUGAAAGUGCAAAAGCUGGAACUGAAAUGCAGAGAUCAGGCUCAUUACAAUUCCUCACAAAGUGCUUAGAUCAUAAAGACUCUAAAGUAAAAAUAUCUGAGGCAAGUAUAAGCAAACCUUUUAAUUACCAGCUUUUUAACACAGAAAAACAUUCAAAUAAAGAAAAUGACUGUAUGCAGUGGAAGGAUAAACUAGGCAGACUUGUGCACACUGAAAAGAAGGACCCACUAAAUUAUGAAGUCAAGCAUGGACUGCUAAAAAAUUGUAGAGAAGGCUGGGAGGCAACACCAGAACAGCUAACAGAUUUUAAUACACUGAAAACUGUACAACAGGUACCACUGAAACCUAGCAAUGUUUGGAAACGACAGAACCGCCACUCCCUAGAUGAGCUAGUCACAAAAGCAUUUCAUCCUCGAACUGGACUGCCACUCCUUUCAAGUCCGGUUCCUCAAAGAAAAACACAAAGCAGAUAUUUUGAUUUGGAUACUUCGCUUUUAAGAUUGAAAAGCUUACCUGAAAAGAGGCAUUGUUUAAAAACAGAAGCUGAAUCUGAGUCUGAGGACAGUGGGAGACAACAGUUAAGUGCAAGUGCCCCACCUACGACCAGUCUUAGCCUACUUGGGAACUUUGAGGAAUGUGUCCUGAAUUAUCGAUUGGAUCCACUGGGGACUGUUGAAGGCUUUACAGCUGAUGUUGGAGCGAGUGGAAUAUUUUGUCCCAAUCAUAUUAACCUACCAGUUGAAGUAUUGUUUUACAGUGUUUCUGAUGACAAUGCACCUUCACCCUAUAUGGGAGUGAUUAACUUGGAGUCCCUUGGCAAAAGGGGUUAUCGUGUACCUCCUUCUGGAACAAUCCAAGUGGUUCCAGAGUACUAAAUCUGGAAAGGUCUACCUCCACAGAGACAUAAGACUCUUAUUUUCUCGGAAGUCCAUGGAAGUUGAUAGUGGUGCUGCAUAUGAACUUAAGUCGUAUACAGAAGCUCCAGCAAAUCCUUGUUUUUCACCAAGAUGUUAGUCAACUGUGAAACUAAGUGGAUAUUCUUACAUUCAGAAGACUGAAGAGAAUUUGUUAUUCAGCAGAGAUGGAACAAAUAAUUUGCACUAGUCUGCAAGAGUGUGAUUUCUUACAAGACACACCGGGCCCAUUUGUAAAACAUUUGUUGAAUGAAGACUUUGUGAUUUGUCAUCAUGAGCCAUCCUGAAUGAGUCAUAUCUUAAGGUUCUUCCUUUCUUCCAGUCAGUAUUCAGCAUUUUUUUCCACACAUUCUUACAGUUAGUGGUUGGUACACACCCAUGAUAGUGCCCACAAAAAUGUAACAAUUUGUCUGUGUAAGCCCACUCAUUCCCUGUGUCCACCAUUUCCUUUUUGCCACCCACAGAGUUCAAGACUGUAAUGCUGUUAUCAGUAAAAGUUCCUGCAUUGCAAGCUUUCUUUUUCUUUAAUGUUCUUUAUGGCAGUUAAAACUCUGUGGGACUGGUGUGUGUGUCUGUUGUGAUCUAAGCUUGCAUAGGACAGAAUUUAUUACUGGAAAUGUAGUUUGGAGGAUUGGUAGAGCCCUAGUCCUCCUAGAGUAAGUCUGAGUUUUGCUUGGCCUUAUGGUUUUGCAUCAGGCCAUUCCCCUCCCCAGUCAGUAUAGUCAUAAACCUGUUCCAGUCCCUUUUGGUUGCAACAAAGCAAAAGGCCUGAAGCAGUGCUCUUCCAGCUCCCACAGAGGAAGGAGUUGAUCUUGAGAUAAUUUCACUGUCUACCCUCUCUUCACUCAGCUGAAACUUGGAGAUGUCCUACCUCAUUUUGAAAAUUGGCACCUCAGGGUCACUCGUUCUCCAAUCGGCAUACUGACUGACCAAGAUUCUUCUAUGCUCUUCCAAGUUCUAACAAAGAUGUUGGUCCUGGUUAAGGAGUGGCUUUUUGAAGACCUCUUACAUAAGGACUUGUGUGGUGGAACCACCAGGCCUAGCACAAACUUCUCUUUUGGCAUGUGUGGGACCUUGAUCUGCUAGACACCUGGCAAAAGCCCUCUCCAUUCUCAUUUGAGAGUAUAUGUGCACAGUUCCCUUGUUUCUGGUUGUAUGGAGGAUGAAAAAGGCUCCUUCCCCACUUGAAUUCUCUUUGAAAGGUUAGGUAUUUUUUAAUGCUUUUGUUUCCAAAAUGGGCAAGAACAAGCGAGUCUUUCUGCUUAUCUAUGUCUCUUCUUAGAUAGCCUUUUGUUUGGAGGAUCUUUAUAGGUCUUGGGGUCAAGCAUGCUUUGAAACCCCUUGUCAUUGUCUCCAUAGAACCAGCUUUCAGCCAUGCUACCAUGGAAACCCAGAGGUACCUCUUUCUUUAUUUUUGUAGCCCCAGGAGUGUGAAUGGCUAGCAUAAGCCCCCAUCCAUUUGGUGAAAUUUGCUGCGUAAGCAUCUUGGAUCUAACUCUUAUAUGGGCUCUGCAGUAAUUUUAUUCUCCCAUGUCAGCUAUCAAGGAUACUGGAACUUUGGACACUAAGACAAGUGUAGCAAAAAGAUAUAGUUCUCUGCCAGACUUGAACUUAAGGCCUUUUCUGGGUUCCGGUGCGUACCUCACGAGACAUUUCUCUGUGAGCUGCAACACCAAAACCAGAAGGCUGCAGUACCACUUCACUGUAGAGCGGUAUGGCUGAAAAGCACAAUCACUGCAGCUUUAGUCUCCAACAAGAAACCAAGCACAUUGCGGUGAUCCCUAAGGACAGCUACUUGGCUGUAUUCUAACAGAGACAGCCACUCUAGAAGAGUUAAUCUUUGACUUUGUCCAGUUUUCUUGCACCCAUGUACAUCAUAACAGUAGCUGAUCUAGUACAGUUGUCUCUGUUAGGUAGCUGUCCUUGGGGAUUGCCCUGAUGUGCUUGGUUUCUUUUUGGAGGUUUAAGUUGCAGCGAUUGUCCUUUUCAGCCAUACUGCUGUACGUCGAUACAGUGCUGCAGCCUUCUGGUUUUGGUGUUGUCGCAGAAAAAUGUCUUACAAGCUACACACCAGAACCCCCUUUUUUAUUUCCAUCUUAUUUGUCUAAAUUCUUGUCCAUCCAAAUGAAAUUCAUGCUGGACAAACUUGAUCACCUCCUGUAAUCUGGUAUUGUAGGAGAGCCUCUUCCAAACUUUGUUGUCACUUAGGUGGGCUGUCAUGUAACUGUCUGCAUUUGGAUUGUGGAGAUGAUGGGGUCACAGGCACAAGUAUGUGCCUGCACAGAAUGGCUUGGCUGAUGUUACCCUCUUUUUAGGCCCUCUCAUUUUGAGUAUUCUGGGCUGGCUGGUUGUUUAGGAGGUACUCUCUGUUCAGGUAUUCCAGGCCAUGAUGGGUGGCCUGCUAAGGAAGAAACAGGGCCCUUCCUCCCUGAAGGAACCAUUUCCUCUCUUUUUGGUCCUCCCUUAAUUCUUCUAAGAGGAGGAAUUUUUUACUGCCAUAUAGCCAAAGAUGAGCAUUCCUUAGAUAUCCCCUGUUGCUGGAUGCAAACCACAAGAGGUGUUAUUUCUGUUGGUCACCUUGCUACACAUUCUUCUCCAUUCUGAUCCGGCCAUGUGGGAGGGAGCAUCUGAAAGUUGUGAUCAGGAAAAUCCUUUUUUAUUUUGAGGCAGAGGAACUGAAGUUUGAUGGCCUUUGAUCACCCCAAUUUCCUUUUGUGUAUUUCUUCUUUGAACAUCAAAUGGCAGUUCUCCAUUCAAGCUGUUAGGAUAGGCCCAGUGUCUGCAGCUUGGUGAACAGCAAAGGGUGCCCUGCUUUUAGGAGAAAAGGAAGCCAGCCCUUCUGCCCUGUUCUCAACAGGACAGGAAGAGUAUUUCCAUCCAGUUCUUUGCCCUGCUGUCUGUGCUGUCCAGGGUGGAAUUCUGAUGUCCCAUGCCUCCCCCAGACUGCUUGUUACUGGGUGGUUGUUUGUCCUUGACAGAUUUGCAUAGUUAUUUGUGAUCAUCAUAGUAGUUCCCACCAUUUUGCUGUAGAUGGGCAUCAUUUUUGGUUUGAGUUUCCUCCCUGAUGUUCCAUUAGAAUCCAGAUCCUUCCCAGAUAUUGGCUGAUGUGGCAGAAGUCUGUGAAGGUUUUAACUCCAGCGUACCAUCUUAAUGAAUGAAAGAUUACCCAGGAGGUUGUGUUUUUAACCCAUUAGUUAAUGCAGUUUAUGGCCCAAGUUUGAAAGCAGUUGUAUCCUCAGAGAAAGAUUGCUGUUGCAUUCAUUCUAAUUCCAUGACACAUCUGCAGAUGUGGAUGUUAAGGUUCCUGAGGAGGCAGAGCCGUCUCUGUCUUUCUACUGCUGUAGAAUCCCAUGUCUGUAUGCUCUGGUUGGGGGGGAAAUAGUCCCGCUAAACCCUGGCUAGGAUUUAUCACUACUAAUGCAUGGUUUGCUUCCCUGUUUUGAGUAGCUCAGCUGGGCACCCUUUUGAUUGUUGCUGUGUGACCCAUCUUUCUGCCUGAGUGGGUCUGUUAACCAUUUGGAGUUCAGGUAGUGUUCCUGGACCUCUGGAUGUGGAGUGCAGCUUGGACUGUCCUCCAGUUUGGCAUCCAGUCCACAAAAUUGUGGUGUGUUUAUUAUGCAAAAGGGGUAUGAAGCUUCACCAUUCCCGCCUUGCAAGGGAGUUGCAGCUCUUGUGGUAUCUGGCCAUGGUCUUUGGCUAGAACAGCUCUACCAGUCUUCUCCUUCAGCUGUGACUAGAAUUUUUUUGGGGGGGCCAAGGCUUCCAGAGUUGGGGCACUCAAGAGGUCAGCUCUUCCAUCACAGUUUCCCUUCCUUCUACUUAGUGAGUCAGAAGGCGGAGGAGGUUUAGGAUGGUCAUGUUUUUCCUUUUCUGGGUUGGGGUCUUCCUCUUCAUUUACUCACUGCUCUCACUGACUGCAUCAAACAUAUUCUGUGUGUCUUUCAGGAGCCCAGAUACGAUGAAAAUGAAAAUAUCCCUACUCCCAAGCAAGAAUGCCUGUCACUUUUUGAGAAACGGCCAGCUCCACUUCAGGUGCGCUUCUCCUCAUUUUGCCAGCUUUGCUGGGUGGAACUUCAUGGGCUAGGAUUUACUGGGAAGCCAGUAGAGAGAUGCUAUAUGAUGUGUGAAGCAUGUUUUCAGUAUUUGCUCUAAAAUAUUUUUAUUGGAGAGACAAAUAUCAUGGUCUAUGCUGUCAUAUUUCUGCAUGAUUAAUGAUUUCAGCAUGAUAAUAAGUCUUCACUUAGAAAGACUGAUUUUCAAGACUCUGGCUGCUGAGCUCUCUUCUGCAUUCCUACCAUGUUGGAUAUUCAGCUCACCUGUAGGAUCUGUUAUGGUAAUUCCUGAAUAUUAGAUUUAGUAGAUGUGUUCUUACUUUCUCAGUUGAUCUGUGAGAGGGCCUUCCUGGACUGGUUAGGAAUGACAUCCCUCCACUCCCCUAAUGGCCCUCCAGCUAGCCUCCAUUUUUGGAGUUGCCUGUUAAGUUGAGAAGUCGUCAUUUGUUAGCAGUGGAGGUACCAAAUUGUCAUAAUUUCUUGAACUGGCAGGUACUUUUUGGCAGAUGAACCGAUGAAAUUGUACUUUGCCAGAGCAUACAUCAACAUGGAUUACACAUUUGUCUGUCAGUUUGGAAGCUUCUAAAAAUAUAUGCUGAAUUCUGAUUGGUGUAAAGGAUGAACAACCUUAGGAUCCACCACAGGGAAGGCCUUGAUAUGGUAAGAGUGUAUCUGUUAUUUCCCAAGUAGACUGGAAAAGAACCCUUAUUGUUGCUUUUCUGUACUGUUACGAAACCACUUUAUUGGAUGUGUUGCAAUAGUCCACCCCAUAUUUAGUUUACUUGUUUAUAUGUUGUCAGUUAUUUAAUAUUUAAAUUAAUGUUUCAUUUAC
Messenger RNA from Protopterus annectens (West African lungfish), 7568 nucleotides. RefSeq names its product family with sequence similarity 214 member A (gene ATOSA). The transcript is spliced from 11 exons. Lineage: Eukaryota; Metazoa; Chordata; Ceratodontiformes; Protopteridae. The record is from RefSeq and is a predicted model, not a curated record. The coding region runs from base 21 to 2645 and encodes 874 amino acids.